Molecule: messenger RNA, 851 nt
Organism: Arvicola amphibius (Eurasian water vole)
Lineage: Eukaryota; Metazoa; Chordata; Mammalia; Rodentia; Cricetidae
Gene: Gzmm
Product: granzyme M
Exons: 5
Coding region: 32-799 (255 amino acids)
Biological process (GO): proteolysis
Molecular function (GO): serine-type endopeptidase activity
Source: RefSeq, a predicted model, not a curated record
GAAACACCUCAGACCACACAUCCGUGCCAGCAUGGAGGUCCACCUGCUGCUCUUGCUAGCUCUGGAGACACUGUGGGCAGCAGGCAUCACGUUUGGGACCCACAUCAUUGGGGGUCGAGAGGCAGCUCCACACUCUCGCCCGUACAUGGCCUCUCUACAGAAAGCCGGGUCCCAUGUGUGCGGGGGAGUCCUCGUGCAUCCAAAGUGGGUGUUGACGGCUGCCCACUGCCUGUCCGAACCGGUACAGCAUCUGAAGCUGGUGCUAGGCCUGCACCAGCUCCAUGACUUGCGAGAUCCCGGCCUCACCUUCCACAUCAAGGUGGCCAUCAAGCACCCUGGCUACAACCUCAACUAUGAAAACGACCUGGCGCUGUUAAAGCUGGAUGGAUGGUUGCGGCCCAGCAGGAAUGUCCAGCCGCUGGCUCUGCCCAGAAAGAAUCAAGCCAGGCCGGCAGAAGGUGCUCGGUGCAGCACCGCUGGCUGGGGAAGGACCCACCAAGGUGGGCCCCUAGCCCGUGCCCUGCAGGAGCUGGAGCUGCGUGUCCUGGACACCCGCAUGUGUAACAACAGCCGCUUCUGGAACGGUGCCCUCGAGGACAGUAUGCUGUGCUUGGAGGCGGCAGCCAGGAGCCAGGCGCCAUGCAAGGGUGACUCUGGAGGACCCCUGGUGUGUGGCAGAGGCCAGGUGGAUGGGAUCCUGUCUUUCAGCUCCAAAAGCUGCACAGACAUCUUCAAGCCCCCUGUGGCCACCGCUGUAGCCCCCUACAUACCCUGGAUCAGGAAGGUCAUCCGUCGUUGACCUGAUGACCUGGACACGCUCGCUGACCAGGGUGGGAAGGGACUAGGUGUAC